Messenger RNA from Arabis nemorensis, 207 nucleotides. NCBI's taxonomy places the organism in Eukaryota, Viridiplantae, Streptophyta, Magnoliopsida, Brassicales, Brassicaceae. The record is from the annotation of a GenBank genome assembly.
AUGGGUCGCAAAUUAUUGGUUUGUAUCGGAGCUCUGUUUCUGAUUUUGUUCACAAUUUUUCCGUCGUCUAGAGCUUUGAUUUCGUCUCCUCAUGCUAAUCCUCCUUACCCUAAAGCCAUCUCAAUGCAAAAGAAGAUUUGCAAGAAACUAAAAUCUAAGAGCUUAGUCAAAAGCUUAUUUGAAGAGGAGUGCCAUGGACAAGGUUGA